Molecule: messenger RNA, 3826 nt
Organism: Sus scrofa (pig)
Lineage: Eukaryota; Metazoa; Chordata; Mammalia; Artiodactyla; Suidae
Source: RefSeq
UACAAGUUUUUUUUAUUAAGAACAUGCCUACCUAUUAUUCUGAUGUUAUAUGAUGUUGAACUGUCGACCCAGAUGGGAAUGGUUCUUGUAUCAAGUCUACGACUAUAAGAUAAACCCAAGUUUAAGGACCUGGUUUUUGUUCUGUCCUGUUUAGUGGCCUUCGUAACCGCUAAUUAAUGUUUUUUUCCUUUCCCUAUCGUUCUAUAUAGAGAAAGGCGGUAAAGAAACUACCUCACUGGGAAUGUCAUCAUUACCAACUUCAGAUGGCUUUAACCAUCAAGCCCAUCCUUCAGGACAGAGACCUGAGAUUGGUAGUCCUCCAAGUCUUGCUCACUCUGUCUCUGCCUCAGUCUGCCCUUUCAAGCCCAGUGACCCAGACAGCAUUGAACCUAAAGCUGUGAAGGCUGUGAAGGCUUUGAAGGCUUCAGCUGAAUUCCAGAUAACCUUUGAAAGGAAAGAACAGCUUCCUCUCCAGGAUCCUUCUGAUUGUGCUUCUUCAGCAGACAAUGCUCCAGCAAACCAGACUCCAGCUAUCCCUUUGCAGAAUUCCCUCGAAGAAGCCAUUGUUGCAGAUAAUCUAGAGAAAUCUGCUGAAGGAAGCACCCAAGGCCUCAAAUCUCAUCUCCACACAAGACAGGAAGCUAGUUUAUCUGUCACAACUACUAGGAUGCAAGAGCCACAGAGGCUUAUAGGUGAAAAGGGUUGGCAUCCCGAAUAUCAGGACCCAAGUCAAGUGAAUGGCCUUCAGCAGCACGAAGAACCAAGGAAUGAACAGCAUGAGGUUGUACAGCAGAACGCUCCGCAUGACCCAGAACAUCUGUGUAACACAGGGGACUUGGAACUUCUUGGAGAAAGGCAACAGAAUCAACCAAAAAGUGUUGGUUUGGAAACUGCAGUGAGAGGAGACAGGCCGCAGCAGGAUGUGGACCUUCCUGGUACAGAGAAAAAUAUUCUCCCUUACGGAUGCUUUGGCUGCUCAAGUUCAGAAACAUUUAUGGAAGUAGAUACAGUUGAACAGUCCCUAGUUGCUGUGCUUAAUUCAGCAGGCGGUCAGAAUACCUCUGUCAGGAACAUCAGUGCAUCUGAUCUCACCGUAGAUAAUCCCUUAAUGGAAGUAGAAACAUCGAAAUGUAACCCUUCCUCUGAAUUUUUGAGUAAUCCCACUUCCACUCAGAAUUUACAGCUUCCAGAAAGUAGUGUUGAAAUGUCUGGAACAAAUAAAGAAUAUGGGAAUCACCCCUCCUCUUUAAGUCUCUGUGGCACUUGUCAGCCCUCUGUAGAGUCAGCAGAGGAAUCUUGCUCAUCUAUAACGGCAGCCUUGAAGGAACUUCAUGAGCUUUUGGUCAUUAGUAGUAAACCAGCGUUAGAAAAUACAUCUGAAGAAGUUACCUGUCGGUCAGAGAUAGUAACUGAGGGCCAAACAGAUGUUAAGGACCUUUCUGAAAGAUGGACCCAAAGUGAGCAUCUUACAGCUGCUCAGAAUGAGCAGUGUUCACAAGUCUCCUUCCAUCAGGCCACAUCUGUAUCAGUGAAGACAGAAGAAUUAACAGACACUUCAACUGAUGCUGGAACAGAAGAUGUAGAAAAUAUUACCUCCAGCGGUCCAGGUGAUGGCCUGUUAGUGGAUAAGGAAAAUGUCCCCAGGUCUAGGGAAUCAGUAAACGAGAGCAGUUUAGUCACUCUAGACUCAGCUAAAACGUCUAAUCAACCACACUGCACCUUAGGUGUAGAAAUUUCACCCGGACUUUUAGCAGAUGAGAAGGGUGCACUCAACCAGACUUCUGAGCAAACGGAGUCCUUGUCAUCCAGCUUCAUACUGGUUAAAGAUUUGGGUCAGGGCACACAGAAUCCAGUGACAAACAGGCCUGAGACCAGAGAAAAUGUCUGUCCUGAAGCUGCAGGGCUACGUCAAGAAUUUGAACCACCUACCAGCCAUCCAUCAUCAAGUCCUUCCUUUCUUGCACCGUUAAUUUUUCCUGCUGCAGACAUUGACCGGAUUCUUCGGGCCGGCUUUACCUUGCAGGAAGCUCUUGGGGCUUUGCAUCGAGUUGGUGGAAAUGCAGACCUUGCACUUCUUGUUUUGCUAGCAAAGAACAUUGUAGUUCCUACAUAACCAUGGAAAAGGGGUCUAGACCAUACUCCAUUCCCUUAAGAGAAAGCUCUAUAUAUUCACACACACACACACACAUGCACACGUACACACUCACCACAUAGACAGUGUAUGUAGAAACCUGCAAGCAGAAUGUUGAGCCAGAUUUUUUUUAAAGAUUUUUUUCGGCCAAAGUAAUUUAUGAUCUAUUGUCUGAUGAAUUUGUCUAUUUGUUAAAAUUUGGGCCUUUUUUAAUGUCUUGGCAGUAUGUGCACACAAAAGCUUUUUAUUAUCAUUAAGAUGAUGUCUUCUGGAAUAAAAUUGAUGGUUUUGUGUAUAGCAUAACAUUUUAGAAUGAGUGAAUGCUUUAAAGCAGAAGCCAUGAGAAAUCCCACCACCCAUGCAGCUAAAAACAGAUCGACUUCUUAUUUUGGCUGUGUCUACUAUAAGCAAAGUAUGGCUUGUUGACUCAAUUUUCAGUUUACAAACUUGAUCACAUGGUCUGGUGUUUGGAAUCAUACUUAGUGCUCUGUGUAUUAUGAUUCAUCAGUUGUAACAGAAAAUUGAAUAUUUGAAGAUUGUCUCCGAGAGUGAUAUGUUUUUAUUCAUGUGUUAGGAUUUGACAUUUCAGUGGGAUGAUUUAGGAGGGUUUAAAACCUGGGCUGCUUUUGUACAUUUACGGGCUGCUGCAUGGAAUGAGAAGUAUCUGGAGUGGGAUACUGUGAGGAAAUUAACAUUAGAGUGAAACUUGGUGCUACUCAGAUUAAAAACAAGAAAGGAAAAAUUCCAUUAGCAAAUGUCAUGGCCAUGCUUCAAGAGCUGUGAGCGAAAAAUAAGGGCCUAAACACUGGAACUGACUAGAGAUUGGGUUUAGUAGCAUCUCACUGAUCACAUCUCGACCCUUACUAACUAAUGAUGAGUUUCUGUUCAGCUACUGGGUUGCUUGCCAGCAGUUUAUUUCCUUUCUAAACUUUUCUUCUAGGAAGUUAUUCUAAAGCUCAGUCUGAGCUAUGAUCUGAGUGACCUAUUCAAGUGUGAUCCCCUUGUCCCUGCUUCAUCUUGGUGCUUGGAAUGGUCAGGCUGUUUGGUGAGUGUCUCUUCAUAGCAGUGGAAAUAGUUAUUGACGUUUCUGACUCAAGUGGCCUUGGUAGCGUUUUCCAUCCCUUUUCUUUCCUCAGGAGUUUUCUUUUUUUAAGAAAGAUUCAUCACAGUUGUGUUUACCAUGUCAAGUUAGCGUGGGGCAUAGUAUAUAGACGUAUUUAUUGUGGCCUUUUUUCUUAUGAGGACUAGCCCUUGGAAAUCACUGUCCUGUGGGCCCCACUGUGCAAUAAUUCUACUGGGUAGAUUUUAGAUACUUUUUUUUUUUUUUUUUUCCUGGAAAAUAAACUCUCUUCUGUACCUAGCAGGAAUCUGAAAUCUUGCUUUUAUUGAAAAGAAUUUUGAGAAUGAUAAUUCCCAAUUCCAGGUUUAUAGUUUGCAGUGUGUUCGAAACAGAAGUUUCAAAAGGGUGAUUUGUGAACUUUUAACGUGAAGUGAUUUUUGUCUGAAGUCUUACGCUCUUUGAAAGCUUAUUCUUUGCAUCAAAAUUCACGUCAUUGAGCACAAUCAGAAUGGAGGCUCAUAUCUCAGGAGUUUUUUAAAUUUUAACUGCCUCCCUCCCACUCUCAGCUAGCCCUGUGCCCAUUUCUGUAAGACCAGCGCCCCUUCCUUCCCUCGGGUCGCUCGCCCAGGCCGGGG